Molecule: messenger RNA, 858 nt
Organism: Macroventuria anomochaeta
Lineage: Eukaryota; Fungi; Ascomycota; Dothideomycetes; Pleosporales; Didymellaceae
Exons: 2
Coding region: 1-858 (285 amino acids)
Biological process (GO): maturation of 5.8S rRNA; regulation of gene expression
Cellular component (GO): nucleolus; exosome (RNase complex)
Molecular function (GO): RNA binding; DNA binding
Source: RefSeq, a predicted model, not a curated record
AUGGACCCCCAAACCGACCUCCCCGACCUAGUAGAAGACCUCGAAGUCAACAUCGACGAGCUCUCCGGCACCCUCACACCCCUCCUCCCCCCCAACACGCUCUCCAAAACUGCCACCUCCCUCCCGCUCCUCGAGAAGGCGAAGCUCUACGUCCUCGCUGCAUAUGCGAUCGAGUCAGUACUCUUCUCAAGCCUGCAAGCGUCCGGCGCCGACGCCAAAAGCCAUGCCUUGUUUGCUGAGCUGGGGAGGCUGAAGGGGUACUUCGCCAAGAUCAAGGACGCCGAGGAGAACGCUGCGGGGCCGCGGCAGAGACUAGAUAGAGAUGCUGCGGCGAGGUUCAUUAAGCAUGGUUUGAGUGGGAACGAGCGGUACGAUGAGAUGAGGAAGGAGCGGAUGGCGAAAGAAAAAGAGCACGCGCUGGAAAAGGCGAGGGCAACGAUGAACAGGAAGUUCGACGAGGAGGAGACGCCGAAGAAGCGCGGAGCCGCGGAAGGAGGGGAAGAGCAGGACACGCCGGCGAAGAAGGCGAAGCUCGCUAAGACUGCGGCAGGCGAGGAAGACGAGGACCUGGUCGAUACACCAGCCACCGCGCCAAAGAAGCGCAGCAGAAAGACGAAGCAGACCGCCGAAGCCGAGGAGGAGCAGGAGGACGCAGCGGAAGGAGGCGAGGCGAUGGACGUCGAUUCCCCCGCCCCAGCGAGAAAGAAGCGCGGCCGACCGUCGAAAAAGGACAAGGCGGCUGCCAGCGUAGAAGCAGCGCCACCGCAGGAGACCGGUACACCGACUCGAGCAACGCGGUCUUCGGCGCCCAAGACGCGCAGCGAGGCCGAGUGCGACGAAGGCGAAAGGGAAGGCUAA